CAGGCUUGAAGUAUUACUUUACGUCUUCAGACCUCACAACCUUUCCACCGCUUCAAAAAUGGCCCUGCGCGCUACUCUUGCCAAGCCGGCUGUGCGCCCUCAGGUUGCACGGGCCUCCGUCAAGCCGGUGGCUGCCCUGAAGCCCGCUCACGCCAAGCUGGCCCUUGCCGGUGUUGCCUCUCUGGCGAUGCUGGCGUCGACCAACUCGGCUGAGGCCUCGCAGGUCAUCGCCACCGUUGCUAGCGCUGCUGAGGGCUACCCCUUCGUGCCCCCGGCCUGGGCUCCCUCGCUGUUCGUGCCCCUGACUGGCCUGGUUCUGCCAGCCAUCGGAAUGGCUACGCUGUUCGUGUACAUUGAGAAGGAGGCUCCCUCCUCGUAAAUGCGCCGAAGCGUGUGCUUGCACGUGACGCUCACGCCUGUGGCUCUCGUUUUGCUGCUUCAUCGAGGGAAGUGCUUAGCGAUGAUGUCUGGGCCUGAGUCUCUGUACAAAUAGCAAUUUGAGGCGGUAUGGGGAGGCUGUUCCCGACCUGACGGUUCAAUAUCGGCACGUCUUCACGGUCAUACGUGAAUGUGCGCCUGUCGCUCUGGCGUUUGUGACCGACUGCUAUGUCCUGGUUAAGGUUGCCGGGUGCUAUGCCCUCGUUGUCUUUUUGCGGGUUCGGACAGCCAGCAUUUUUUGGAGCCGUGGCGGUUCGGUAGGCCGUUUGAAGGAGAAGAGUGACACCUUUAUACCUGCGGGCACGUUGGCCACUGUAACCUGCGAUCCAUGGAUUGUGACCGUCAUCCUCAGCUAAGCACUAAGAGGGCGUUGGGUACCAUUGCAGAUGGGAACAUGCGCUUGCCGACGGGGAUACGAAAAUCUGUAAUGGCACGCACUGA
This is a messenger RNA of Volvox carteri f. nagariensis, 879 nucleotides long. RefSeq names its product photosystem I reaction center subunit VIII, chloroplast precursor (gene psaI). Lineage: Eukaryota; Viridiplantae; Chlorophyta; Chlorophyceae; Chlamydomonadales; Volvocaceae. Gene Ontology annotation, cellular component: photosystem I. Gene Ontology annotation, biological process: photosynthesis. The record is from RefSeq and is a predicted model, not a curated record. The coding region runs from base 59 to 379 and encodes 106 amino acids. The transcript has 3 exons.